Molecule: messenger RNA, 1603 nt
Organism: Vicia villosa (hairy vetch)
Lineage: Eukaryota; Viridiplantae; Streptophyta; Magnoliopsida; Fabales; Fabaceae
Product: putative protease Do-like 14
Exons: 11
Coding region: 89-1393 (434 amino acids)
Biological process (GO): proteolysis
Molecular function (GO): protein binding; serine-type endopeptidase activity
Source: RefSeq, a predicted model, not a curated record
UUUUAUUUUCUAGGGGUUUGAACCCUGAAUUUUUUGCGUGCCACUGUUUUUUUUUCUUUGAAGAGUUACGAAUCUUGGAAGCGGUGUCAUGAGCUAUUUUCUGAGUAAGAUUUCACGUUUGAAUAGAAGGGCUAUCCUUCGAGCGGUGGGAGUUGUGGCCGUUGCUUCUACUCUAGACUACUCUGAUAAAUACUCCAAUUUCAGAACAUUUGUAAAUGUGCGGUUACCUUUGCCAUUACAAGAUACACCAUGGUUGACAUUAGAAGCACCAUUUGAUUUGCUACCUCGGCAUUCGCCAUCAUUUGAUCAAACUGGAAUACUUGCACUGUCUUCUUAUAGAGUCGGUCCCGUUCCUUCGUCGGACAUAUCUAAGGAAACUUCUGGGGUUGUUCAUGAGGGGUCAAAACCAUGUUCAUGUGAUUGUUUUGGCAAAGAUACUAUUGCAAAUGCUGCUGCUAAAGUUGGUCCUGCUGUUGUUAAUAUUUCAGUUCCACAAGAUUUUCAUGGUAUUACUACGGGGAAGAGUAUUGGCUCUGGAACAAUCAUUAAUAAAGAUGGUACAAUUUUGACAUGUGCUCAUGUUGUGGUUGAUUUUCAAGGCACAAGAAGUUUGUCCAAAGGGAAGAUUGAUGUCACUUUGCAAGAUGGAAGGACAUUUGAGGGAAAAGUGGUGAAUGCUGACCUGCAUUCCGAUAUUGCUGUUCUGAAAAUAAAUUCUGAAACACCACUACCGGAAGCAAAGCUUGGUUCUUCAACUAGGCUUCGUCCCGGGGAUUGGGUAAUAGCCAUGGGUUGUCCACAUUCCCUUCAGAAUACUGUUACUGCUGGUAUUGUAAGUUGUGUUGAUCGUAAAAGCAGUGAUUUGGGGUUUAGUGGCACGACGAGAGAGUACUUACAAACAGAUUGUGCAAUUAAUGUGGGAAAUUCUGGAGGGCCACUUGUCAAUAUGGAUGGAGAAAUUGUCGGAGUGAAUAUAAUGAAAGUGUUGGCGGCUGAUGGCUUGGGUUUUUCUGUUCCCAUCGACUCCGUGUGUAAAAUUAUAGAGCAUUUCAAGAAAAGGGGGAGAGUAAUUCGGCCUUGGCUUGGACUAAGAAUGCUUGAUCUUAAUGAGAUGAUUAUUGCACAGCUUAAAAAGAAAGAUGCUUCAUUCCCAAAUGUCAAUAAGGGCAUUCUUGUACCGAUGGUAACUCCCGAUUCCCCUGGCGAUCGUGCUGGAUUCCGUCCGGGUGAUAUUGUUAUUCAAUUUGAUGGAAAGCCCGUGGAAAGCUUGAAGGAGGUGAUUGAAAUGAUGGGGGACAAAGUUGGGGUGCCCAUGAAAGUUGUAGUUAAAAGAGCAAAUGAUAAAUUGGCGACUUUAACUGUGAUACCGGAGGAAUCCAAUCUUGAUUUGUAGAAGAAGCAAAUUACACACCAUGAAAGCAAUUUCUCCCAUAGUUACCUAGUUUUUAUUAUUUGUUUGCAUAACUUGGUGAUUCCUUUGUUUGAUAGUAGUCGAUGCUUUUAGAGUGCAAUCCAAUUUUAUUAUAUGUUUAUCUUAUGGUGUAUCUAGGUGAAUCCUAAGACAAACCAAAUUAUUUAUAGAAAAGUGAAUUUCUUAAUCUAA